Lepus europaeus (European hare) is the source of this 1675-nucleotide messenger RNA. RefSeq names its product coenzyme Q10B (gene COQ10B). The transcript has 5 exons. Bases 49 to 783 code for a protein of 244 amino acids. Lineage: Eukaryota; Metazoa; Chordata; Mammalia; Lagomorpha; Leporidae. Gene Ontology annotation, cellular component: mitochondrion. Gene Ontology annotation, biological process: cellular respiration; ubiquinone biosynthetic process. The record is from RefSeq and is a predicted model, not a curated record. Gene Ontology annotation, molecular function: ubiquinone binding.
GGCGGUGCCGCUGGCCUGGUCCGGGAGGUGGCGACCGGCAUCGGUGAGAUGACCAUGGCAGCGCGAACCGGUCCUAGGGCUUUGACAAGAGUGGUAUCGGGAUGCCGGCCGAAGUCGGCGACAGCGGCUGAAGCCCUGGCUCCAGCCGGUGGGCCCGCGCGGAAUGUCAGAUACUUAGCUUCCUGUGGGAUACUGAUGAACAGAUCUCUUACGCUACAUACCUCAAUGCUACCCAAGGAGAUACAUGCAAGAACUUUCUUCAAAAUUGCUGCACCAUUAAUAAACAAGAGGAAAGAAUACUCAGAGCGAAGAAUUAUAGGCUAUUCAAUGCAGGAAAUGUAUGAUGUGGUAUCAGGAAUGGAGGAUUACAAGCAUUUUGUUCCUUGGUGCAAAAAAUCAGAUAUAAUAUCAAGGAGAUCUGGAUAUUGUAAAACACGAUUAGAAAUUGGAUUUCCACCUGUGCUGGAACGAUAUACAUCAGUUGUAACCUUGGUGAAACCACAUUUGGUGAAGGCAUCCUGUACUGAUGGGAAACUUUUUAAUCAUUUGGAGACUAUUUGGCGUUUUAGUCCAGGUCUUCCUGGCUAUCCAAGAACUUGUACCUUGGAUUUUUCAAUUUCUUUUGAAUUUCGCUCACUUCUACACUCUCAGCUUGCCACGUUGUUUUUUGAUGAAGUUGUGAAGCAGAUGGUAGCUGCCUUUGAAAGAAGAGCAUGUAAGCUGUAUGGUCCAGAAACAAGUAUACCUCGGGAACUAAUGCUUCAUGAAGUUCAUCACACAUAAAGAAAGAGACAGCUGGUGUCACCUACUUGUAACUUUAGUUUGUUCAAUCUUAGGAAGUGCUUUCAUGAUUUGUUUUUGGAAGUCAGAAAGCAUUUAUUACACCUAACUUUGAUUGUAAACUUGCACCAUUGAAAAUUUGCACAUAGAAUAUGGACCUACUUGUACAUGGAAUUAUUUCUUUAGUCAUAUGUAAUUCAGUGUAAUACGUACAUUAGUAUGUUCUGCAUUUACUAUAAUGGGAUGUUACUAUUGCUAGAAUAGACAUCUCUCUUCUGAGCAGAAACAAACUGUAAAUUUAAGCUUUUUCAUUUCAUUAUCACCUUUCCUAAAAAAGGUCAGUUGAUAUACUCAGUAUAUAUAUUAACCAUAUCAUGUCUAAGUUAUUAAAUUCAGACUAUUUGUAACUUAUUGCUGUAGAGCCUGCCACAUGUCUUAGGGGUUAUCACCAUAUAUGUAAAGUAAAAACUUUGACUUAUAAAUAUUGUUAAUGAAUGUUCCCUGUCACUUUUGGUAUCUUUAAAUUGUUCAUAUGGGUACAGUAAAUGAUUUGGUGCUAUAAUGAGGUUGGCCUCAGAGAAACAAUGGGAAAAAAUUUUUUUUUGGGUAAGUGGUCCAGAGCCUGAAGCUAUUUUUCCAGUAGUCUGCAAACUUCUCCCUUUUCCCAGGUACUUUGGUUGCUUUUUCAAUAAUGCUAAUUUUGUGUCAAAUUUUAGUUACAACAGAGGCAACAGAUGAAGAAAAGUUGGUUGAUGUGUCUCUAGCACUGUGCAUCCCUAUUUUUAUUUAUUAUGUGUACUCACUUUGAAUAUUCCAAACUGAUAUUUUUUUAAACAAAUCAAUGUAAGGACUGAAGUAGUAACUUGAUAAAAUAAAGUUAAUUUGUUUAUUUUUU